AUGGCGGCUGGUUCAGGGAGCAGAUGGACAGAAGCAGAAACAAAAUCAUUAUUGGAUGCGUAUGGAGAACAAAUAAUUCAAGAAGCUAUCGAUGGAAUGGCAACUAACAAGGUUGUUCACGAUGAAAUUAGCAGGAUACUAAAAGAGCACUCAAAUAUCGACAGAACAACGUCCCAAAUAGAAACGAAAAUUAAGAAAUUGAGAAGUGGUUACAGCAAGUUAAAAGAUCGUAUGAAGCAGUCUGGAUCUGAGAGGCCGUACUUUUCGAGUGCUCUAUCAAGUGUAGAAAAAACUGCUUUAAAAGUUUGGGAGCAAUUGGAUAGGAUUCUAGGUAAAUAUUGAUGAAUAAUUGUUCAAAUAAAACUUAAAUAAAUUUAAUGCCAAAUGCUGCUCAUUUUCUACAUGUUUGCAUGAUAACUUUAGGACAGAAAAGGGAAAGAGCUUAUUUCGCUGGCCUCAGAGUGACAAAACGUAAGAAAGCAACGGUUUUACUAACACUAACCCUAUUCCAAACACAAACUCUAACCCUAUAUAAACCCUAAUCCAAAUCCUUGACCUAACCUUAACCUAACCCUACUCCAAGUUUGUUUCUAAACCAAUCUUGAAGAAAAAAUUUUUGACGAAAUAUCAUUCUGAGGUUAGCGAAAUAAUUUCUUCCCAGAAAAGGUUGGGUCAAUCAAUUUGAAAGUUCAGUAAAGUUUGAAAAUUUCACAACCAAUCUAGAGUUUGUGAUGUAUUGUGUAAAGUUUGGCACAGUUUGUAUAGAUCGUUUAAUUAAUAGUAGUUAAUAAAGCACAAAUUCAGAGUAAACAUUUUAAAGUCAAAUUCUCAGAAAUGGCACAAAGCUUGGUUUUCACAUGUCGUAAUUCAUUGACAAUGUUUCCAUUGUUGAUGAUCACUAAAUAUUAAAUUAAUUUCUUUCCGACAGACAAAGCAUUUUAUGCACCAAUGACCAAAAAAGUUCUUUUGUUUAUAAUUAAUAACAGGUCCUCGACCAGUGAAUAAUCCUCCUGAAGAACAGUUGUUUGAAAGUGGAACACAGCAAGUAGAGCAGUGUGAUGAUGUUGAUGCAGCAUUAGAUAUGUCAGAAGACGAGCAAUCUGCCAGUGCUAGUAACCCACAAAAACGAGAGAAAAAACUUGUAAGAGCAUCUCCCAGCAAGAAAGCACGUCUUUCUGAUGUAAUCGAAAAGUCAAAUGAACAGAUGGGAAACAUAACCAAUUUGAUUGCAAGUAGCAUUGUGUCACCAGAGGUGAGAGAGAAAGAAAGGAAGGAUGACAGGGAAUUCUUUGGUCAGAUGUUCAGUAUGUUAUCUCAAACCAUGAUUGGGAUAUCCCAAAUGCAUCAAAAUAAUCGUCAUCAGUAUUUCCCACAUUCACAACAACCAUUUCAACCACCUGCAUUCUUUGGGAUAAAUCAUAGUGAAACACUUGGAGCUUCACAUGAUACAGUUUCAUGUUCAGAAAAAAAUAACAACUAA
Molecule: messenger RNA, 1480 nt
Organism: Paramuricea clavata
Lineage: Eukaryota; Metazoa; Cnidaria; Anthozoa; Malacalcyonacea; Plexauridae
Source: the annotation of a GenBank genome assembly